Molecule: messenger RNA, 1590 nt
Organism: Homarus americanus (American lobster)
Lineage: Eukaryota; Metazoa; Arthropoda; Malacostraca; Decapoda; Nephropidae
Product: MAGE-like protein 2
Exons: 4
Coding region: 1-1590 (529 amino acids)
Source: RefSeq, a predicted model, not a curated record
AUGGGCGCAGCGGCACCUGGAAAACCCCAGAAGGGGAAGCCUGGAGUCAUUGCCGUCCCUGUGGAGCUCCUGGAGGCCCCGCCACCCCUGAAAGGGCCCCUGCUGGCACCGCCUCCCCUAGGAGGGCCCCUUGGGGCACUGCCACCUUUGGAAGGGUCCCUGUUGUUGCCCCCGUCCCUGCAAGGGGCCCUAGGGAUGCUGCCAAACAUGGGAGGGCCCCUGGGGGAGGUGCCACCCCUGGGAGGGCCCUUAGGGGCGCUGGCGCUUCUGGGAAAACCCCUGGCGGCGCAACCGACCCUGGGUGGGCACCUGGGGGCACCACCGUGCCUGGGACGCCGCUUAUGGGCGCUGUCGCCCAGGGGAGGGCCCUUGGGGUCGUUACCGCCUCUUGGAGGGCCCCCGUCACUACUGGGAGGGCCCCUGUGGAUUACCACGCCCCUGGAAGAGACCCUAACGGCUCCGCCACCCCUGGGAGGGCCCUUGUGGGCGCAGGGGCUCCUGGAAAAGCCCCAGAAGGGGAAGCCUGGGGUCAUUGCCGUCCCUGUGGAGCUCCUGGAGACCCCGCCACCCCUGAAACGGCCUCUGCUGGUGCCGCCUCCCCUAGGAGGGCCCCUUGGGGCACUGCCACCUUUGGAAGGGUCCAUAUUGUUGCCCCCGUCCCUGCAAGGGCCCCUGGGGAUGCUGCCACACAUGGGAGGUACACUGGGACCGCCACCGGCUCUGAAACGUCCCCUCGGGCGCCAAUGGGAGGGACCAGGGCCCAUGGGGGAGGUGCCACCCCUGGGAGGGCCCCUAGGGGCGCCGGCUGUUCUGGGAAAACCCCUGACGGCUCAACCGGCCCUGGGCGGGCCCCUGGGAGCGCCACCUCCCGUUGGAGAACGCUUGGGGGCGCUGUCGCCCAAGGGAGGGCAUUUGGAGUCGUUACCGCCUCUUGGAGGGCCCCCGUCACUACUGGGGGGGCCCCUGUGGAUUACCACCCCCCUGGAAGGGACCCUAACGGCUCCGCCACCCCUGGGAGGGCCCUUGUGGGCGCAGCGGCACCUGGAAAAGCCCCAGAAGGGGAAGCCUGGGGUCAUUGCCGUCAAUGUGGAGCUCCUGGAGGCCCCGCCACCCCUGAAAGGGCCCCUGCUGGCACCGCCUCCCCUAGGAGGGCCCCUUGGGGCACUGCCACCUUUGGAAGGGUCCCUGUUGUUGCCCCCGUCCCUGCUAGGGCCCCUGGGGAUGCUGCCAAACAUGGGAGGUACACUGGGACCGCCACCGGCUCUGAAACGUCCCCUGGGGCGCCAAUGGGAGGGACCAGGGCCCCUGGGGGAGGUGCCACCCCUGGGAGGGCCCCUAGGGGCGCCGGCUGUUCUGGGAAAACCCCUGGCGGCUCAACCGGCCCUGGGCGGGCCCCUGGGGCUUUCCCUACCCCGUGCCUGGGAUGCUGCCACACAUGGGAGGUACACUGGGACCGCCACCGGCUCUGAAACGUCCCCUCGGGCGCCAAUGGGAGGGACCGUGUGUACACCAAUACCCCUCGGGGGGCCCCUAGGGGCGCUGCAACUGAUAUGGCAAAUGGGAGGGCCCCAGGGGGCACUGUCUCUUUAG